Triticum aestivum (bread wheat) is the source of this 4564-nucleotide messenger RNA. Its product is annotated as ABC transporter G family member 48. Gene Ontology annotation, molecular function: ATP binding; ABC-type transporter activity; ATP hydrolysis activity. The coding region runs from base 45 to 4415 and encodes 1456 amino acids. Gene Ontology annotation, cellular component: membrane. The transcript has 19 exons. NCBI's taxonomy places the organism in Eukaryota, Viridiplantae, Streptophyta, Magnoliopsida, Poales, Poaceae. The record is from RefSeq and is a predicted model, not a curated record.
CUCUCGGCUAACUAGCAGUGAAACAUUAAGCUAGCAAGCAAGCCAUGGAGGGUCCGGGCCCGGGGGCCGCGUUGUCCACCAGCCGCCGCAGCAUGGGCAGCGGCAGGAGCUGGGGCAGCUCAAUCUCUCAAUCCUUCCGCCAUCAGGGCCUCCAGCCCGACACGAACGACCCCUUCAGGCGGCGGCACGAGGACGGCGGCGACGACGAGGAGAACCUGCGGUGGGCGGCGCUGGAGAAGCUGCCCACCUACGACCGCAUGCGCCGCGCCAUCGUCCUCCACGAGUACGCCGGCGACAAAGCUACGGGGGAGCUGGUGGAGAUCGAGCACCUCGCCAGCGGGGAGGGCGGGCGGGCGCUGCUGGAGAAGGUGUUCCAGGACGACAGCGAGCGGUUCCUGAGGAGCCUGAGGGACCGGGUGGACAGGGUCGGCAUCGAGCUCCCGGCCAUUGAAGUACGGUACCAGGAUGUGUCCAUUGAGGUGGACGCCUUGGUCGGGAGCCGAGCUCUGCCCACGCUCUGGAACUUCACCACCAGCUUCCUCCAGGGUCUUACUGGACGACUUGGAUCCUCCAACAAAAAAACCAUCAACAUACUUCGCAACGUCAAUGGCAUCCUCAAACCAUCAAGGAUGACUCUUCUUCUUGGGCCUCCUUCUUCAGGAAAGAGCACACUUAUGCGAGCCCUUACCGGCAAGCUUGACAAAAGACUCAAGGUAUCUGGCAACAUCACAUAUUGUGGCCAUACAUUUUCCGAGUUCUACCCCGAGAGGACCAGCGCAUAUGUUAGUCAGUACGAUCUCCAUAAUGCAGAGAUGACAGUAAGAGAGACAUUGGAUUUCUCUAGGCGCUGCUUGGGUGUCGGUGCGAGAUAUGACAUGCUUACAGAGCUGUCUAGAAGGGAGCGUGAUGCUGGCAUAAAGCCGGAUCCUGAGCUUGACGCUUACAUGAAAGCUAGCGCGGUACAAGGACAAGAGAAUAAUAUUAUAACAGAUCUUACCCUAAAGGUUCUUGGGCUUGACAUUUGUGCUGAUACCAUGAUCGGUGAUGAGAUGAUCAGAGGAAUUUCUGGUGGCCAAAAGAAGCGUGUCACAACAGGGGAAAUGUUAACCGGACCCGCAAGGGCUUUGUUUAUGGAUGAAAUUUCCACUGGUUUGGAUAGCUCUAGCACAUUUCAGAUUGUAAAAUAUGUGAAGCAAUUGGUCCAUGUGAUGAAUGAGACUGUGAUGAUCUCCCUCCUACAACCACCUCCUGAGACAUAUAACCUGUUUGAUGACAUAAUUCUGCUAUCAGAAGGCUACAUAGUGUACCACGGGCCACGUGAGAACAUCUUGGAGUUCUUUGAAUCUUCUGGUUUCCGUUGCCCUCAGAGGAAAGGAGUUGCUGACUUCCUUCAAGAGGUUACUUCCAAGAAAGACCAGAAACAGUAUUGGUACCUUGAACAUGAAAAAUAUAUUUUUGUGUCAGUCCGAGAGUUUGCUGAACGUUUCAAGUCAUUUCAUGUAGGCCAGUUGAUGCUCAAGGAGCUACAAAUCCCUUUCGAAAAAUCCAAAACCCAUCCUGCUGCGUUGACCACCAAGAAGUAUGGCCUAUCUAGAAAGGAGUCACUCAAGGCAGUGAUCUCGAGAGAGGUGUUGUUGAUGAAGCGAAACGCAUUUAUCUACAUCUUCAAGGUCUCCCAGUUGAUCAUCCUCGGGAUCAUGGCCAUGACUGUCUUCCUCAGAACAAAUAUGCCUAGUGGUCAGAUUUCUGACAGUAUCAAAUUCUCUGGAGCUCUGACUUUCAGUUUAAUCACCAUCUUGUUCAAUGGGUUAGCUGAGCUACAACAGACCAUAAAGAUGCUUCCUACGUUCUACAAACAAAGGGAUUUCUUGUUCUUCCCUCCGUGGACCUUUGCAUUGGCAAACAUACUCUUAAAAAUUCCUAUUUCCCUAAUGGAGGCUGGGGUAUGGGUCAUACUCACGUACUAUGUGAUGGGCUUUGCACCUGCUGCAGGAAGGUUCUUUCGUCAAUUUUUAGCUUUGUUCGCUACUCACCAAAUGGCAAUGGCUUUGUUCCGAUUUCUUGCUGCUAUUUUUAAAUCAAUGGUUAUGGCCAACAAUUUUGGGAUGUUUGUGAUCCUUCUUAUUUUCAUAUUUGGAGGAUUUCUCAUCCCUAGAGGUGACAUCAGACCAUGGUGGAUCUGGGCUUAUUGGUCAUCUCCGAUGAUGUACAGUCAGAAUGCAUUAUCUGUCAAUGAAUUCCUUGCAAGUAGGUGGGCAACUCCAAACAAUGACAUUUCUAUUCAUGAACCAACGGUAGGAAAGGCAAUUCUUAAAUCGAAGGGACUCUUUACUGGUGACUCAGGCUUUUGGCUUUCAAUAGGAGCUGUGAUAGGAUUUGCUAUUUUGUUCAACAUCUUGUACAUUUUGUCCCUUGCGUACUUGAGCCCUAGCGGCAACUCAAACACACUAGAUCUGGAUGAAGAGAAUGAUAAUGAGACAAGUAGAGAUCAAAUGUCGGAAGCCAAUGCAUCAUAUACUGUGACAUCUUCAAUACCUAUGGGUACUAACGGAGACACAAAUACGCCAACUCAUUCAGGAAUUGCCUUGCCUUUUCAUCCUCUUUCACUUUCUUUCAACCAUAUAAACUAUUGCGUGGACAUGCCUGCGGAAAUGAAGGAGCAAGGUUUCGCAGAAAAUCGUCUCCAGCUUCUCACUGAUAUUAGUGGUGCUUUCAGGCCAGCUGUUCUGACAGCACUAGUUGGCAUGAGUGGAGCUGGAAAAACCACUCUAAUGGAUGUUCUAGCUGGAAGGAAAACUAGUGGAUCUAUUGAAGGAAGUAUCACCCUGUCUGGUUACCCCAAAAACCAAGAAACAUUUGCCCGCAUUAGUGGCUAUUGCGAACAGACUGACAUCCAUUCACCCAAUGUUACUGUAUAUGAAUCCAUUCUCUACUCUGCUUGGCUACGUCUUUCAUCAGAUGUUGACGAAAAAACAAGAAAGAUGUUUGUGGAGGAAGUCAUGACCCUUGUAGAGCUCGAUGUGUUGCGUAAUACUAUGGUUGGUCUCCCUGGAUUUGACGGGUUAUCGACUGAACAAAGAAAGAGAUUGACAAUUGCAGUGGAGCUAGUAUCAAAUCCUUCAAUCAUAUUCAUGGAUGAGCCAACUUCUGGGCUUGAUGCUAGAGCAGCCGCAAUUGUCAUGCGGGUGGUGAGAAAUACAGUCAACACUGGGCGUACCGUGGUUUGCACAAUCCAUCAACCCAGCAUCGAUAUAUUCGAGUCUUUCGAUGACCUUCUACUGUUGAAAAGAGGAGGGCAGGUUAUUUAUGCUGGCGAACUUGGUCGCCACUCUCAUAAACUAGUUGAAUAUUUUGAGGCAAUUCCAGGUGUCGCAAAGAUCACAGAAGGUUAUAAUCCAGCGACAUGGAUGCUGGAAGUUAGCUCCCCUCUUGCUGAGGCUCGCUUGGGAAUAAAUUUUGCUGAAAUUUAUGCUAAUUCUCCUCUUUAUAUGGAAAACCAAGAACUUAUUAAGGAAUUGAGUGUUCCCCUGCCAGGCUAUGAGGAUCUUUCAUUUCCUACAAAGUAUUCUCAGAAUUUCUACAACCAGUGUAUUGCAAACUUCUGGAAGCAAUACAAAUCUUAUUGGAAGAAUCCACCCUACAAUGUCAUGCGCUAUCUUAUGACGGUGCUCAAUGGUCUUGUAUUUGGCACUGUAUUUUGGAAAAAAGGAACAAAACUAGAAUCACAACAAGAUUUGUUCAAUCUACUUGGAGCCACUUAUGCUGCUGUCUUCUUCCUUGGGGCUUCUAAUUGUAUCACAGUUCAACCCGUUGUGGCAAUAGAGCGAACAGUUUUCUACCGAGAAAGGGCGGCGGGGAUGUACUCUCCAUUAUCCUAUGCAUUAGCUCAGACAGGCGUGGAGAUCAUCUACAACAUCCUGCAGGGGUGUCUAUACACAAUCAUCAUCUAUUCGAUGAUUGGAUAUGAGUGGAAAGCUGACAAGUUCUUUUAUUUCCUAUUCUUCAUAAUUGCAAGUUUCAACUACUUCUCGUUGUUUGGCAUGAUGUUGGUGGCAUUGACCCCAUCUGCGCUGCUUGCAAACAUAAUCAUAUCCUUUGUACUCCCUCUUUGGAACUUGUUUGCUGGGUUCCUCAUCGUCAGACCGGCCAUUCCAAUUUGGUGGAGGUGGUACUAUUGGGCCAACCCAGUAUCCUGGACCAUCUAUGGCGUUGUUGCAUCACAGUUUGGCGAGAACAAUAAUUCUCUUUCGAUCCCCGGAGGGAGCCCCAUAGUUGUGAAGAAAUUCUUAGAGGAUAAUUUGGGAAUCAAUCAUGAUUUCCUUGGCUAUGUUGUGCUAGCCCACUUCUCCUACGCCAUUGGGUUCUACUUCGUCUUUGCCUACUCUAUCAAAGUCUUGAACUUCCAGAAACGUUAGGCAAAUGUCCAGUCUUUUUGUCCUUCAUGAAGUAGUCUAGUUUGUGUGUGUAUAUAUGUAUAUCAUAAAUACUAGAAGUAUUCAGAGACAUGCAUGGUGUAUGUUAUUAUUAAAGAGAGUUUCUAGCGAUAAUACAAAUUUUACUAUCA